Molecule: messenger RNA, 700 nt
Organism: Prunus avium (sweet cherry)
Lineage: Eukaryota; Viridiplantae; Streptophyta; Magnoliopsida; Rosales; Rosaceae
Source: RefSeq, a predicted model, not a curated record
AUGGCAGGAGCCAUCACUCCAGCCAUGGUUAGGGCCGUCACUCCGGCCAUGGAUGUGACCAGGGAGAGUGCUUACGGAACAAUGAAUACAAAUUAUUACAAGUUUGGGUUAUCUGAACCUGGGAAUACUUCAUAUUAUGAUCUUGGUUUUGGUCAUGCUUAUGAGUUGAAUGAUCCUUACCCAAGAGAUGGUGAACAAAGAAGGCUUUUGCAGAGCUCUUCAACAACGACUAGUGAACAAAAUGUGGCAGUGAAUUCAGAAUGGGAAGGAAAUGCAAACACUUCUACGCGCAACAACCCCAUAGAAUGCCCACGGAGAAAUCAAAAUUCCCAGGAUUAUCAGGUUAUUUGGCAAGACAACAUUGAUCCUGAUAGCAUGACUUACGAGGAAUUACUUGAGUUAGGUGAGGCAGUUGGAACUCAAAGUCGAUGUCUUUCUCAAGAUCAGAUUUCUUUGCUUCCAAUCUCGAAGUGCAAAUGCAGCUUUUUCUCGAGAAAGGAAUCACGAGAUGAGAGAUGUGUGAUUUGCCAGAUGGAAUAUAAACGAGGGGACCGAUGGAUUACUCUACCGUGCAAACACCUCUAUCAUGCUGGUUGGGGGACCAGAUGGCUUAGCAUCGACAAGGCUUGCCCAAUAUGUUACACUGAGGUGUUUGCUGAUGCGUCAAAGUGCGAGAAAUAAUCCUGAUGAGCUUAAAAAA